Molecule: messenger RNA, 2253 nt
Organism: Symbiodinium pilosum
Lineage: Eukaryota; Dinophyceae; Suessiales; Symbiodiniaceae
Source: the annotation of a GenBank genome assembly
AUGGCCACAGGAACCCUGCUUGGAGAGAUCCCAACGUUCAGUGGUCAGCCUUUGACCAUGACGCAAACAAGUACCAACAGUGGCAUGGCCUAUGGCUCCCUGCCGCUAGCCGCACCUCUUAGCACUUCGCCCUUUGUGGCUGUGCCUGGAGUGACCUACACGACAACAACGUCAACACCUCCGGUGUCUUACAAGGUCCCAAGUGCCGACUCAGGGUACAUCUAUGGUGCAGGCAGUCUGCCUGGGGGCGUGAGCCUUCCUCCAUUCGAAUUCAAGUUUGUGAAGGAUGACUACUUCGACUCCCCGUCGCCCGUGGAUUCGACGAGCAACUAUCCUAAGGGCUAUGACAUGCCCGAGUAUGCUGAUGUCUCGGCGUUUCCAGCUCCACAGACCGCUGCAGCGCACCUCCAGGAGGCAGACCGACUGGACAGGGAGAUUGAAGCUCAUGACCAGAAAGUCCGCGAGUUGGCUGCGCAGCCUCUAUCAGUGCAGAAUCUGGAGACGCAGAUUCAGGAGCUUCUGGAUGGUCAAGAGUCUUUGAGGUAUGAGCUGCGACAGGUGAAGAUGCAGGUGGAGCAGAAUGCCUCAGAUCUGGAGAUCAUGCGCCGGGAGCUGCACGUGCCGCCGUCAGCUGUCGGCUCCAUGGUACAGGUGGCUCCCCUGCCUGUGGUGCAGCAGCAUCCUCCUGGCCCACCGCCCAUGCCCCACAUGCAGAAGCCCAUGGCGCAGCCGAUGUCGCUGCCCAUGUCGCAGCCAAUGACGCAGCCCAUGACGCAGCCCAUGACGCAGCCCAUGCAGCAGCCAAUGACGCAGCCAAUGACGCCGCCCCAGCAGCCGAUGGCCAUGCAGACGCAGAGGUCGCAGCGCGUGACCUUGCCACCGGAGCCAGCAGGAAAGUACGACAAAACCGUGCACAGCAAUCUGGGCUACUGCAGCGACACUGGUUUUGAUGCAUCCGACAUGCUGAGCAAGGCGCAUGCCAGGGCCAUGGAUUCAGCCAUGAGCUUCGUGCUCAGCUGGGACUUGGAUGCUUGUGUUGGCGUAGUGCCAUGGUGGAGCAGUACCUUAGAAAACAUAGUCUUGCCAGCUUUGGAUUUGCUCGUGGCCAUGAUGUCGGCCUACAUCAGACUGUCAAGGGCUACGUUGCUGGCUUCCAGGAUCGUCGAUGAAAGGCACACUAGGGGGGGAGACCAGGCAGAUGAGUCGGAUGAAGCAGACAGGUCCUCACCUGCCUCCGGCGCAGCGCAGGCGGCGGCUGAGGCCAUUGGUCGCAUUGCACUGACCACGUCUGAGUGGAGACCAGUGCUCCAUGGAUAUGCCAUGGAGGCAAUCGUGGCAUGGAUCCGAUCUGGCACGGCUGGGCGAAAGCUGAACAAGUACCUUUUCUGGGCAGCAGCCGCCUUGUCGGGAAUGCCUUUCGUAGCCUCUGAGCUCAAGCUGCACAUGAACUGCGUCUCAGCGGUAGAUGCGGCCUUGUGCACAAUCAUCGACAUUCUUGAUGAAGAUAUCGAUGGUGAGUAUACCUUGGCCGGCACCGAUCGAGGGGAGGCAGAGAUGCCCGUCCUGAUCGCACUUGUGGUGGAGGCCAUGCGGCUCCACCCCGCUGCACCUGAGGUGCAAGCCAGGGGAGCCACCUGCAUUGGCUUCUUGGUGCCUUUUGUAGAAUAUGCCUCACUGCAAGCAGUCGCCCCGGCAGCCAUCAUAGCAGUACUCACCGGCUCUAGACGCUUCCCCCGGCGGAUGGACGUGAUGAGUGGUACAGUGUCGGCCUUGAGAGCCUUUUGCGAUCUCGCCAGGUGCAAAAAGCGCCCGGAUGCGAAGGGGGCCGAGGUCAUCGUGGCCACGCUUGGUCGCGAGGGUGCCGCUGAUUGCGUGGAGCAGGCCUUCAGCUUCUUCUCUCAUUACGAUGACACGGGUGACAUGCUUGAGGAUGCUGCCGCUGUCUCCGCUCAGCUUGCUGGUGUGGAGGCUUUGCUGGCGCGUCUGCAAGAGGAGCCAGCACAGUCACACCUCCGCAUUGCCGGGCUGAAGGCGAUUUUCGAGGAGGGCCGCACCGAUCUUGACUUCCUCUCGAUGCGUGCCUGCGCAGUUGCUGUGGAGGCUUGCAAGACGAUGGUGGUAGAGGCUUCUCAGUACAACGAGUCUGAGAAGGAGCCGUCUGAUCCGCCGAUUGAUACUCAACGCUUGCACGAGGUUGCCUCCUUGCUUUCAGGCCUGUGCGCAGGACGGCUGCGGGCUGCUUGCCUUGCUUAG